AAUUGCCCAAAUGGCUGCCAACCUUCCUAUCGUCCCCUUCGCAAACACCGCGCAGACAAAUUCACGAAACCAAAACCCGCUCUAUUGCCAGUCCGUCAUCCACAGACAGCUGCGUUUCACUCAUUGCCCAUGUCGCCGCGGGCCAAGCCCAAGACACUGGAGGACCUGCGUCGGGCCGAAAUCGAGCAUGGGCAGCUACGCGCGUUGUGCGCGAUGGAAGAGGCUCUCGAAGAAAUCAGCACCCACAUAAUCGACAUAAAAGCACUUGAGCUCUGAACAUCGCCAUCGGCGACCCUCUUGAUCUCGACGGCGGGAGACCCUGGGAGAUUGGGACAACGUUCUUUCAGCCCUGGGUGCCCGACGAAGUCUUUGGGAAUCUGUCAGAUUACAUAGAGAGUUGGCACGACCGCUUAACAUGGGAUGUGGAGAGCUUCGGGUACCCAUGCGAUAUGGUGAUACCAAGGCUCGGUGGUUCAACGACUCUAUCCAGGAGUUCGUCGACCAACACCAGAUCUAUGAGAAGACUGGACUUUGGCUUCCGACGUACAUGUUCCGCGGUCUACAUGUAGGCAAUUCAUCGCACCCCACCGAAUACUUAUCUGAAGCCGCGUACUUCCCCGUUGAUGAGAACCAACCCCACAUCGCCUCCUUCAUCAUCGACUCAAACGAGGCACCGGGCGACCAAGUCCUCCGAAACGAGGUCGACUACGCCAUCACGCUCGUCAAAUACCGGCUCGCACAGGGCCGCCACACCAACCAUCACACCAAACCCGCCACCAUCUACACCAUCGAGCGCGAGAGCUUUGCCCGCAUCACACAGGCCUACUUCGACGGCAAGACCAACAAGCUGGUCUUGCGGCAGUUGAGACACCUGGACCUGUGGGGACCCAAGCCCCCGGACGACGCCUACACCCUCCUGCGCUGGAUGGCGAACCACCCCUGCGGCCAUACCGAGUAUGUUGACGAGGACGAGCCGGAGGAGGAGGCCAACAUGACGACGGACUCGUCGGAUACGGUACCGAAGCUCCUGCUUGGGCAAGCCUGAUGUCGCCCGUGGCCUUGCUCGCUCUUUUGCUUAAGUGGUAGCGGGACAUUGGAUAGCUCUAGAUAGUUCAGGACGGGAAAUGCUACUCCAGUUUGCUGAC
This is a messenger RNA of Chaetomium strumarium, 1145 nucleotides long. RefSeq lists its product as uncharacterized. The coding region runs from base 416 to 1045 and encodes 209 amino acids. The record is from RefSeq and is a predicted model, not a curated record. The transcript has 4 exons. Lineage: Eukaryota; Fungi; Ascomycota; Sordariomycetes; Sordariales; Chaetomiaceae.